Molecule: messenger RNA, 1657 nt
Organism: Cucumis melo (muskmelon)
Lineage: Eukaryota; Viridiplantae; Streptophyta; Magnoliopsida; Cucurbitales; Cucurbitaceae
Product: RNA pseudouridine synthase 1
Exons: 2
Coding region: 112-1098 (328 amino acids)
Biological process (GO): pseudouridine synthesis
Molecular function (GO): pseudouridine synthase activity; RNA binding
Source: RefSeq, a predicted model, not a curated record
GCCCUCUUCAUCUCACUUCAUCCCAAUUUCUCAAUUUUCCCCAAAACCUUCGCCAAAUUCCCAUUCACAAAACCCUUCUGUUUCCACAGAUUCAAAUCCGUCAGCAAUAGCAUGACGGACUCAUCGGAACCGGUGACCGGAAACUGCCCAUCAACCGGAGAGAAUUACCCGGUCCCCUUAUCGCCUCCACUGCCGGCCAUAUCCAAGAACUUAGAGCUCGCCAGAGCCAUGGCUGCCUCCUCUAAAUCCAGCCUCUUUGCUUUAUCGGCAAACGAUGUUAUAUACGAAGACGAGUGGCUCAUUGCCGUCAAUAAACCUCAAGGAAUCUACUGUGAAAAUGUUUUGGCUGCUGUUCCUCGUCUUCUUUGUGAUUCGGCUAACGCUGGGAUCAAAACCAAUUUGCCAGAGCUUCAUCUUGCUAACCGCCUUGAUCGUGACACAAGUGGGGUUAUGGUUAUAACGAAGUCACAUAAAGUUGCUUCUAAAUUAGUGAAGGCAUUUACCGACCACACGGUUUCAAAAUCAUAUAUCGCCUUCUGUGUUGGCACAUCUCCAAAAUGGAAAAAAAUCCACGUCAAAUCUGGUCAUGGAAGGUCAAAGUUUGGGGUCUGGCGUGUCUAUGCUGCAGCUGAUGUGGGUCGUUCCUUACCUGGCGGUUCCAUAGUCAGAGAUAUGGAAACAUAUUUUGAAGUACUGUCUGUAAAUGGAAAAAACACCAUGGAGGAAUUACAAAAAUUCAGGAAAGAGGAAGAAGAAACUAUUGUAGUCCAUACAAAAUCUUUGGUGGACAUUGAUAGUCAGAAGGACGAGGUCUUGAUAAGAGCAAGACCUCGCAGUGGAAGAACUCAUCAAAUCCGACUGCACUGCCAAUAUCUUGGAAUUCCUAUAAGAGGGGAUGUGAAAUAUGAGGGUGUUACAGAGUGGAAUGGGAAAACUUACGAUAGCCAUGAGCUUCAUGCUGAAAGCUUGUACUUUGUGCAUCCUAUUACAGGUAUUCCUCUCAAACUACAAGCUCCUUUACCAUCAUGGGCCAGCCAAGCGUUGCAGCCCCAACAACAAGAAGUGAAUUCUCCACAGUCCUUCAAAACUAUGCCUUAAGAAAAUCAUUGGCGCAAUACAGUUAAGUGAGAACCAAAUAUAUCCCUUAUUAUACAAGGAGAUUCGGUGUUGAAGAAUGUCGCUGAAGCAAAAUGGAGCGAUCUUCAAUCAAAUUCAUAAAGUGCGACUGCAGACAGUUUUCGUACUGUCAAGUUGAUGUCUGCAAUUUUUCAUCUAUUGAAUGAGCUCUUGUUUGCACGACAGUGUCUACAAAAAUAUCAGCAGUCGCAAACCAAGAAACCAUCCGAGUUCUUGAAAAUUUGAGCUCGAAAUGGAUUCUGGAAAUGACCGAAGAAUCAUGUGUGUCAAAGGCUGAUAAAUUUGUGCAAAGCCCUUUGGAAAUGGUUCUUCUGCAGUGGUUUUAUCGAUAAAAUUGAUGUACGGUGCUAAAACAGCCAAAUUCUGUGGUUGGCAUGUUGAUUUAUAUUGAGGCUCAAUUGCUAUCCGACUCCCCUUCCAUCCAUUUGUGCAACUUUGUCAUCAAAAUAUGAACAAUUUGUUAUGGUGUUUAUGCGGCUAUGAAUUAUAAAUAGAAGAAUGAGAAACAUGUUGUGGUUUA